This is a messenger RNA of Diaporthe citri, 1278 nucleotides long. RefSeq lists its product as uncharacterized. Gene Ontology annotation, cellular component: membrane. The transcript is spliced from 2 exons. The record is from RefSeq and is a predicted model, not a curated record. Bases 1 to 1278 code for a protein of 425 amino acids. NCBI's taxonomy places the organism in Eukaryota, Fungi, Ascomycota, Sordariomycetes, Diaporthales, Diaporthaceae.
AUGUCGAUGCUAUCCACGCAAAGGGCCCUCGUGCCCGUCAUGCGGCAAGGUCUCGCCGCCCAGACUGCACCCGCACACUCGGCCCGCGUGCUUGCAUCCACGGCUGCGCGCAGCCUCGCCGCCCACCACAAGCUCCCCAGCUCCCCUUCGACACCACGAAGCUUCUCCCAGUCCGCGACACAUGGCGCCCCCAACCCCUCGAUAUUAGGCAUAUCGGGCCCGGGAGGCCCUGGCCUGACCACCUCCUACUUCCAGAAACCGUCCCUCCCCGCCAACACAAUCAUCCGCUUCGUGCCCCAGCAGACGGCCUGGAUCGUCGAGCGCAUGGGCAAGUUCAACCGCAUCCUCGAGCCUGGCCUUGCAAUCCUGGUACCCUUUAUAGACCGCAUCGCCUACGUCAAGUCGCUCAAGGAGAUCGCCAUCGAGAUCCCCAGCCAGAGCGCCAUCACCGCAGACAAUGUCACCCUUGACCUGGACGGUGUCCUUUACACCAGGGUCUUUGAUGCUUACAAGGCGAGCUACGGAGUUGAAGACGCCGAGUACGCCAUCUCUCAGCUCGCCCAGACCACCAUGCGCAGCGAGAUCGGCCAGUUGACCCUCGACCACGUCCUGAAAGAGCGCGCCGCCCUCAACACAAACAUCACCGCCGCGAUCAACGAGGCCGCCCAGGCCUGGGGCGUCACAUGCCUGCGCUACGAGAUCCGUGAUAUUCACGCCCCGGCCGGCGUCGUCGAGGCCAUGCACAGGCAGGUCACCGCCGAGCGCAGCAAGCGUGCCGAGAUCCUGGAGUCCGAGGGUCAGCGCCAGAGCGCCAUCAACAUCGCCGAGGGUAAGAAGCAGGGCGUCAUCCUGGCCUCCGAGGCCCUGCGCGCCGAGCAGAUUAACCGCGCCAACGGUGAGAGCGAGGCCAUCCUGCUCAAGGCGAAGGCCACGGCCGCGGGGAUCGAUGCGGUGGCCAAGAGCAUCGCCCAGGGCCAGGAUUCGGCACAGGGUGCGGUCAGCCUGUCGGUCGCCGAGAAGUACGUCGACGCGUUUGGCAAGCUGGCCAAGGAGGGCACUGCCGUUGUGGUGCCCGGUAAUGUCGGAGAUAUCGGCGGGAUGAUCGCCACGGCCCUCAGUGUGUACGGCAAGGUCGGAGAUGUGCAGGCCAAAGCCACGGCGAAGAAGGCGCUGGAGCAAAGCCAAGUCAUUGAGGCAGGGUCCGAUGCCGAAUCCGCAGCCCCCGUCUCUGACAAGGACAGCAUCGUCGCCGACUUCGACAAGGCUGCGAGAAGAUAG